AUGCCAGCCCCCAAGGCGGCAACGCGGAAACCUCGAGUGGACAAUUUGCUAGAUGCCAUUAAGUCGAUUGAGGACGCUGGUGCUGGAGAUCGGCUGCAUGCUUUGGACAACCUCAUAUUCUUAUUCGACAAGCGCACCAGACAAGUGGAGGCAAUCAAGGACAAGGAAUACCACCGAACUUUAGAAGCACUGUUUCGCUGCAUCAACACAGAGAAGACCGCCUAUUUCAAGGCCAAACGAGGAAGAUCUUCAGCAUCCACGUCGGCUGCGAGACUGACAAAGUGUGCCGAGGCGAUACGUAUUGUGCUAGAUCAUGGCUCUACCAAGCUAAAGCGCAAUACUUUGGCGGCAGUCGUCGAUCAUAUUACUCAAACGCUACCCGAUUCCGAGGAAGGCUACUUACAGCCUCUACUGCUCGAGUAUGUUAGGGCUCUCCUGGCAAUGUUAUCGUAUCCCUCAGUUGUAGAGUCGUUGGCAACCUACAGUGGCGUGACAUGGCUGGAUUGCAUCGAUUUCAUUCUCGAGGUCAUUGACUGGCACUUGGAAUCGCAUGCUGGAACUGCUACCCCAUCCCGAGAUUCUCCGGCCCCUGGAACACCGCAAGCAUUAUCGCACCCAGGCUCAACGCUCAGGUCGACAGCAACAUCAUCGAGUCAGCGUGGUGGGCAUGGUUUGCAUCAAACCGUCCUGCACGAUCUUCUCGAAUGCUUGUGCCUACUGAUAUCAGCUCCUAAUGCACCCGUCUUGAAGCGCUCGGCAAAGAUCAAAACGUCCGCCCUGCAAUGCAUUCGACUUCGUUUUCUUGGAGUAUCUUCAGUCUUACAGCUCGGCUUUUUCAUCCUGAAUGUCAUUGUCCAAGUAACACAGACCGAAGACACGACACAAACCAACCAGCUCGUCGCCGAGAUUCUACCUUUAAUUCGGCAGUGGUGGCAAGCAAAGACAACAUCACAGGAGAAUGCACUACUGAACAGCAUUCAGGUCGAAGCAUUAAAACUGCUGUUCAAUGUUCAUAUCAAUGUAGCUCACCUCGUGCAGUCCGGUGACUCUGGUAUCGUUAUGGAGCUGGAGGAGCUUUGUGACAUGCUCUGGAAUCAAUAUUCCCAGAGAGAGGGGCGUAGCCAGCUCCAACAGGAUGACUUGACCUUUUCAAAUGUGCCUCAACACCCUCACGCCUUUCAAGUGGGCACGUUUGCACUUCGUCUCUAUAAUGUCGAGGCCGAGAGAAAAUGGGCAGUCAUCCACAUCUUGGCCAUUUUCGAAGCCAUACUUUGGAAGCAGUCGCGAUCCCACCAUGGCGUCGUUGAGGAGAACGAUGAACACCCGCGAAAGAGACGAAGGAUAGCUCAAGACUCCAACAGAUUGCACCAGAAGCUGAAAAUGCCUCGAGAUAAUAUGCGCAUGAUGGCCCUCCAGCUUAUACCCUUUUUUGUGUCACACGUUCGUUUAUCCGUCAGCGACGUGGAAGAAAAUCUGUCAAUUAUGGCCAGUCUCGUCGGUCACAAGAACGCGAAAUUGUCAACAUGGGCGACAAUUGCCAGUGCUAGUCUCGCGUCGGCCGAAAUUGCUACGCACAAGGAUCUGUUGCCAAUUUGGAAACAGCUAUGGUACAUGGCAGCACGGAAUCUGAGCAUUUCAGCCACUUGCCGUGCUUCAAGCGUUUUGCUAUCUGCCAUUGUUUCGAAUGACCUACUCUCUUAUCAUGAGAUCUCAGAUGACAUCAACAAUAUCAUCACGGCCGCUGAUGUCAGCGGCCCAUCAGUUGUAGUGGAUUCUUCAGUCAUCCUGAUGACGAAAUUACUACAAAUCAGAAACUAUAGGCUUCCAAGUGCCAGCCACGCCACCUGCAAUCACGUCAUUCGCUGGUUGUUCCUGAGAUGGGAUCCAGCUGAUCCCAUUUUCGUCUCGGUUUACUCAAUUCAUGUCGCCCCCCUAGACAUUAUCAAUCUUUUCCGAGCCGCGUCGGGAUUGCCUAGCCUCGUCUUGAAGGGUCAUCCCCAACUCAUCAGUGGACCGCUCGUCGAGAAUUGGAGCAUGCUACAGGACCGGCUCGAAAUUGUACGAUAUCUUCUCCUGGUCAAUGACGACGAGCCACGAGCGAUGGUUGUCAAGCCCACCAAAGCCUCGCCAAACCAAUAUUCUCUCCAGAAUGCAGAGAGUGCCGACUCUCAUGCCGUACGAAAGCUGAUAGCAGAGCUGAUGCACCCUAAAGCCGAUGAAUUGCAGGCAUUGUGCGAAAGCUGGAGUAAGAAGGGCGAAGGAUCGUCUCAGAUAACAAUUGAUAAGUUCCGGAGUCUACUCAAUUGUCUGGUUGUGAUAGCAUUCACACUGGUUUAUACAACAGAACUCAACACCAGACAUUCUCAGGAUUUGGAAGUCGUUUCCACACAGCUGCUUCGACAUGCGUUCGAGGUUGCUUGGCUCUCGUCAGAAAAUCAAGUAUUCUCCGAAACCACCUUGAAGACAGUCCGCCCAUACCUUCCUUGCUGCUCUACCAGUGCCCUAAGCGACAUCCACCAGGCUCAUCCCCAGGUUCUGGCCUUCUUUUCGGAGCUUUCAUCGCAAUUUGACGAAAGAAUGUCCCAGCACUCGUCCUCUUAUGCAGAAGACACAAUGGAUCUGGACGAGGAUUUCGGAACGCAGGAAAGCCAUUCGAGCACAACUUCACGGACAAUUGAUAUCUGCCGCCGAGACACGGCCUUGCUUGACGCUGGCGCAUUCAUUCAUGAUACGACGCAGAGACUACGGUUUUUGCACGCUAUACAACUCGAUCCAGGUCAGAUAGGCCUCGUUCCAUCUGCAUAUAUUAGAGAUCUCCUCGCUCUGGCGGACGAAGAGCUCGUCUCCUGCCGCCUAUUGAACAAGGAAUUGUUUAGUGGGGACCUAGUUGUUGGUCAAGAGGAUGCAAUGCGCGUGACACACCGCUUCGGUGACUUGAUCGACUCGAAGAAUUUCUGCAGCUGCGAGGUUGCUAUGCAUGCCUUUAUUGACACCAUUGAAGGCUUUAUGCCAAUUUGGAUUGAUGAAAGGAGUGAAUUGAGUUCUGAAGCCGAACAACUGUACGAGUUUCUUAUUGAAAAGGCACUCACGAACAAUCUACUUUCGCCAAAAACUCAAAUCGCCCUUACACGACUUCUUUUCCGUCUCACAGAAAUUGACGAAAAGUUCCCUGAGCGAUUCAAUCUGCCAACAACGAUCAGCUCAAUCUUCAGCAUGCUGCAGAAUAGUAGCAUUUCCAUCAAGUUCUAUAUCGGAAACAAUCUCUUCCGAAUAUUCAACCGAUUUGUGCUAAAGACGCAUGAUCAGUACUGCAUUGAUGUCGUCAAUAGCCUUCCGCUUGACCCAGAGGUGCCUGAAGGCAUAUCAUUGCGCCUCUAUGUGCUAAGUCAACUUGCAAAGAACUGGCCGACCCUUCUGCGCCGAUGCGUUUACCAUAUUUUCGAAACCCCGGGAAAUCUCCUCGAUUCUACCAGACAUGCGACAUAUUGCCUCGAAGAUGUCGCAUUGAGUCUCAGGCUCGAAAACGCACAAGGUCUCUUUGAUCUAUUUGCGCCUCAGCUCUUAUAUACGUGGUUGAAUACUGACCCUAUUGAGAGCAUCCCUUUUGGAAUUUUCGGAUUCCAAACCCUUGAGGAUCUGCUUCUCCGGGCACAGCCCGAAGCUGCCGCGAUAUUGAUGAUGCGCGGCCAAGAUGAGGAUUUUGCGAAUCUCGCCCAAUUACUUGGGAAAACGCCAGCAGAGCUUGCCAAGAAGUGUUUCUCAAAGAUCUUGGCAUAUAGCAUGGCGUAUGAUAUCAGUAUGCCAAAGUCCGAUCAACAUACGAAUGGCGAGAGUCGCAUUCGAAAGUUGUUGGGCCGCGAAAUCUUCCUCGACUAUGUGUAUACUGAAUUCGCCGAUGUCAUUGGCACAUUUUUUGGUCUGAUUGAUCAAGAAGACCCCAUCGAGAAGUCAUGGGCCAAGGACGACAGUUGUGUAUAUGCCGCCAAGAUCAUGGAUGAAAUCAAGACACUGAGUCAUUCAGAUGUCGAACUGUCGGGAAAUCAACAGCCAUGCUUUCGCGCCAAAUACUUGACGCGCGAAAUUGCCAUCUUGUGCAGCCGGACGGAGCACGAGAUGAAGCAUCUGUUCACCCCGGCACUUGUAGUGUCGGUAGCGAGGCGGCUGUUUAAUACAAGACACUCGGCACUAGGAUCUCUGCAUGCGUGCUCGGUGAUACGCAAGGUCCGAGUCCUGAUAUGCUUGGCUGGUCAGUGUGCAUACGAAUCAUACUCACUUGAGAUGCUGCUACACUCGGUCCAGCCAUAUUUGACUGAUCUUGAGAGUGCGGAUGACGCCCUUGGCAUCAGUCAGUAUUUACUAAUGCGAGGGCUUCCGACAUUGAGUAGAAACCCUUCAUUUGUAGCUGGCUACGCCUUGUCCACACUUGCUUCCCUUCGCGUUUUCCUCGAGUCAAGCCAGGCAAGCACUACUCAGGAAAGUCAAUUCAAGGCGACCAUGAGCAAAGCGCAAAAGUUUCACAAGUGGCUCAGUCAGUAUCUCGAGGAUUACCAAUCUCCAUCUCUGCGAGACGAACAGCACCUUUCAUCAUUCAAGUCCAUCACACAGUCUGCUGCUAGUGUUCGGUCUUCAGGCAAUGCGGAGCGGGGGACGCAUGAGAGCACAUUGCUCCUAGAGAUUCUCCAAGAUGAGACCCGCCAAGCCCCGCUACUUAGUGAAUCGUCACGCCAAUCUGCUCUUCGAAUCUUAGCAAAAGAUUUCCGACUGCCUGUUUUGUCUCGCCAAGAUGCCAUUUACUCGGACAUCGAAGCUACCAAAUUCGCUACGGCUAUCUGGAAGACAUUGCAUGCCCAACCCACAGACAAUGAUUAUCGAAACUAUCGUGUUUGGGCCGGUCGUGUUAUCGGCAAAAGUUUUGCUACCUCGGGCCAUGUUGAUGAGACACUUCUUCGAGAAUCGAAAUUGGCAAAACACCUUCAAUACGCUCCGAGCAGUACAACCUCUGAAAAGGGAUUGCUGUCUUUACUGCAGUCCUUGACGUCCGAUGCAGACUGCUUCACGGCGGGCCUGGCAGAAUCUGCUCUGCGAAACAUCGUAUCAGAGGCGGCUUCCGCAGAGGACAAUGUGCUUUCCGAGGCUUGUGGGACUGUACUUUCUGAGCAGCUUCUGCUUACUUCUGACUGGUCCAUAUAUCGUACACCACCGUCAGAUGAUUUGCAGGUCGAUGCAGUACCCGAUAAUAUUGCGUUCGCCCCUGAGGCUCUCGAAGACCCGUUUUGGGCUCGCCAGCUGGCAAUACACUUGACUCAGUCAGUGAAGAAAGACGUCGUGCUCGGUGCCUUGCCGCAAGUCCUACGUCACGUCAAAGGUUUCGCCGAAGAUGCGUUCCCGUUCAUCAUUCACUUGGUUCUUUUAGCCGAACGAGAUAAGCAGCAAUUGGCGAAAAAGAACCUAUCCAUAGCCAUGAAAUCCUGGCUCAAGGCAACAGGACCUGCUGUUAGGGAACGUCUCGGUCUUCUUAUCAAUGCCGUACUCUACUUGAGGGCACAAAAGCUUCCUGGAGAGCAUUCCAUCGCUGAUCGCACUCAGUGGCUCGAUGUAGAUCUUGCAACUGCCGCCGCCGCCGCUACUCAUUGUGGCAUGCACAAGACAGCGCUACUCCUAGUCGAGUCGUCAUCAAAUGAGGGGUCCCGUCAAUCACGUCGUUCUUCUGCUAUCCGGGCCCAGGAAUCCACGGAUGUGUUAUUGGAGAUAUUCGAGAACAUUGACGACCCCGAUGCAUAUUAUGGUCUUCAAGACGGUACAGACUUGAGCAAUAUUCUAGCUCGGCUCGAGUAUGAGAAUGAUGGUGCAAAAAGUCUUGCUUUCCGAGGCGCCCAGUUCGACAGUCACACACGAAAGAGAGAUGUGGCUGUAAGAUCAGAUGAACGCCAUCUUGUAAAGACUCUCAACACUCUUGGUCUCUCGGGAUUGUCUCACUCUCUGCUCCAGGCCCAACAAGGCCAUGAUGGAACGUCUGCGGCUGUCGACUCUACUUUCAUCAAUGCCCGCAGACUUGAGAUAUGGGAUCUGCCCGUGCCAGCAGCUACUGAAAACCCUUCUGUAGCACUAUACAAGGCCUAUCAGGGUUGCCACCAGGCAGCCAACGAUGCGAGAGUAACGAAUGCCAUACACGGCGGCUUCCAUCAGGUAAUGCAAAAUUUGGUCAAGAGUGAUGCUACCACUUCCCACAUUCGAAGCAAUCUCAAUACCCUCGCAGCACUGUCUGAAAUGGAUGAUGCACUCAAUAUUUCGUCUGCAUCUGGGCUCAAUGAUCUCUUAUCUACAUUUGAUGCCAGACUACACUGGAUGAACAGCGGAAGGUAUGACAAUGUCAGUCAUCUGCUAUCCACCCGCUGGACAACCUUGAGCAUGCUCGGUAAGAGCAUUCAGACGCAACCCAGGGGCGACGUCAAUCUUCGAGAGAUCAAGCUGGCCGAGGCGCAAUCACUGCUCUCAUCAUCCAAAGUUUACAGAUUUCAUUCUGCACACCAGGAGUCUCUCAAUAUCGCAACUGCCCUUAAUGAUUCCAUUGACCAAGCUGCCGACUUGGGCCUGACCAUUGAUGCAGCCGCAAGAAUUGAGGUGGCCCACUCGCUGUGGGACCACGGGGAGAUGGUAUCGUCUAUUCGCAUGCUGCAAAGCGUGGCUGAUGACUCUGAUCUCAAGAAGCAGGACAUUGAAGUUCGUCGAAGCGACCUUCUUGCCGAAAUCGGGCACCAAGUCUCGGUGGCACGGCUGGAAAAGCCCGAGAGCAUUCAGCGAAACUAUUUACAACCGGCUCUAAAGGAUCUCAAGGGAAAGACUGAUGGCCCGGAUGCAGGCAGAGUAUACCACCAAUUUGCCCGGUUCUGUGACGAGCAACUUCAAAAUCCCGACGGGCUUGAAGACCUAGCACGUCUCCAACAUCUCAAGCAAGGCAAAAGCGAUGAGGUUGCGCAGUUACAGCAGAUUGUAAGAAACUCCAAAACUGAUGACCAGAAGCGCCGAGCCCAAAAUCAUUUAGUCAAAGCAAAGCAGUGGCUGGAACUAGAUGACCAAGAGCUUCGCCGUGUGGAGCAAAGCCGAAGCGAAUUUGUGCGACUCAGUUUAGAAAACUAUCUCCUCUCGCUUACGGCCUCUGACGAGCACAACAAUGACGCCCUCCGCUUUACGGCCCUGUGGCUUGAAAGUGCUGGCGAGGAUUACACAAGUGAGGCUGUGAAGAAACACAUUGAAAAGGUGCCAACGCGCAAAUUUGCCACGCUCAUGAAUCAGCUCACAUCAAGACUCAUUGAUCGACAAAAUCUUUUCCAAAAGCUCCUGCUUGAGCUCAUUUACCGCAUCUGUCUGGAUCACCCAUAUCAUGGCAUGUAUCAGGUGUGGUCAGGAACGAAGUCGCGUACCAACAAGGAAGAUGACAUUGCGGUUCUUCGACAGAAAGCCACAGAAAGAAUUGCAAAGAGGCUAUCUCAAAACCCGGACGUGUCUGAUAAAUGGCGCGCCAUUGACAAGACAAACAAAUCGUACCACUUGUUGGCGGUUGAUCGUAACGAGACUCGUUACAAGGCGGGGCAGAAAAUGCCGAUCAAGGACGUUGCAGCUGGCAACAGGCUAGUUAUGGACCUGAGAGAAUACCGCAUACCACCGCCAACUCUCCAAAUCGAGCUCGUGGCCGAUCGAGACUACUCUCGGGUGCCUCUUGUUUCCAAAGUUGACCCCUCCAUGUCCAUCGCCUCGGGUGUGAGCGCCCCCAAGAUUAUCACGCUUGUGGGAAGCGAUGGAAUGCGCUAUAAACAGUUGGUCAAGGGCGGCAGUGACGACUUGCGUCAGGAUGCCAUCAUGGAGCAAGUAUUUGCAGCAGCCUCAUCGGUAUUGAAGCUUCAUCGAUCUACCCAGCAGAGAAAUUUGGGCAUUCGCACUUACAAGGUUCUGCCCUUGACGGCCUCUUCUGGUCUCAUUGAGUUUGUUCCCAACACAACCCCUCUGCAUGAGUAUCUCAUGCCAGCGCAUGAGCGUUACCAUCCCAAAGACCUCAAGGGCUCAAGUUGCCGCAAGGAAAUAUCACAAGUACAAAGCAAGUCUGUCGAGACAAGAUUGGCAACCUUCAAGAGAGUAAUGGACAGAUUCCAGCCCGUGAUGCGCUACUUCUUUAUGGAACAUUUUGUCGACCCAGACGAGUGGUACGCCAAACGAACCAAUUACACGAGAACAACGGCAGCGAUAUCCAUUCUUGGUCAUGUUCUUGGUCUCGGUGAUCGCCACGGCCACAAUAUUCUCCUGGACACGGUCACUGGCGAGGUUGUUCACAUUGACUUGGGUGUUGCGUUUGAAAUGGGCCGCGUACUCCCUGUGCCUGAGCUGGUCCCAUUUCGGCUCACGCGCGACAUUGUGGACGGCAUGGGUGUGACCAAGACUGAGGGCAUCUUCCGUCGCUGUUGCGAGUUUACGCUUGAUGCAUUGCGCGAGGAGACCUACUCUAUAAUGACAAUCCUGGACGUGCUGCGUUACGAUCCAUUGUAUUCUUGGUCAAUUAGUCCGGUGAGAAUGGCCAAACUUCAAGAUACGAGGCGGGAUGAGGAAACCGGAGCGGAUCAAGCUGCCGAGAGUGUACUAGAUCUCAAAAAGAAAGCGGCCAGCGGCUUGGUCAAUGAGCCCAGCGAAGCGGACCGAGCUCUCGAAGUCGUGAGGAAGAAGUUGAGUAAAACGCUGAGUGUUACCGCUACGGUCAAUGAUCUCAUCAACCAGGCGGUGGAUGAAAGAAAUCUUGCGGUCCUGUAUUCUGGUUGGGCAGCGUAUGCUUAG
Messenger RNA from Pestalotiopsis fici W106-1, 8820 nucleotides. RefSeq lists its product as uncharacterized. The coding region runs from base 1 to 8820 and encodes 2939 amino acids. The transcript has 7 exons. Gene Ontology annotation, biological process: DNA repair. NCBI's taxonomy places the organism in Eukaryota, Fungi, Ascomycota, Sordariomycetes, Amphisphaeriales, Sporocadaceae. Gene Ontology annotation, molecular function: protein serine/threonine kinase activity; protein binding. The record is from RefSeq and is a predicted model, not a curated record.